AAAAAGAGAGAGAGAGAGAAACAAACCAUAGGGGAAAGAACAGCAAUAAAGAGGUAUGGUGCAUGUGUAGUACUACAAUUUUAUGUGUGUAGCCAAGAAAGCUUACUGAGCUGCCUUUUGAGCUUCAAAAGAUUCUACAAUCAUUUGGAUAAAGCCGCCCAUAUAGUGGACUAAAUGAAUGGUUGGUACACAAUAAAAUGUAAUAAAUUCAAACUGACAUUAUUUCUAUUGCGAAGAAAGUGCCUGAGAUGAUUCUUGGUAGCUGGAUGUUAUUUUCCCCUUUCCUUAGGGCCCUGAGGUGAGCAUGCAUGAUUUCAGUCUCUUGCUGGAGCUCCUCACUGACUCAUUCCAGAACUUGAGCCUCAAAUCUCACCACUGCUUCAGGUCUAGCUGAAGUGCCACUUCCUAGGACAUACUUUCUUCCUAUUCAUUAUUUUCUCUCAUAGUCACGUCCUUAAGAGUCAUUGCUGAUCCUCUUUCAUGUAGACGCCACCUUCGAGUCUUGAGUUCUGUCACUAAAUGGACAGAAUGGAGUCCGUCGGCAAAUGACAAGAUCAUACUAAAUGAUCAACUUUUUUGGCUCUAAAACUUGUGACUCUAAAAGCAAAAUCUACAUUCCCGCUCCCUUUUCAUAGAUCAUUCAAUAAUCCCAAAGGCAGCGGGUGCCAUCGAUCCAAAGCUUCCGCAGAAGCCCAAGCCAUACACUGGCCCAGUCCAGUCAACUUCCCGGAGGAACUGCAUGCUCUGGAAUAUCCACCUCACAAGCGAAACGCCUGACCUUUCCUGGAACGCCCGCCCUCCCGGCACUUCCGGUCCGUCUCCAGAUCUUCUUCCGGGACACUGCUCUCAUUUGAUCCCGCCCUUCACCCUUCCUUAGAGUCCAUUGGCUUUUUCUUUGAGGAAGCAGAGGAUUUUCCGGCGUUGAUUGGUUUCUGUCAUUGUGGACGGUUAGUUACAAACAAGGCGUGCCUGGUCUCCCUGGUAACGCUCUACUCACGGCCCCGAUUGGUUGAUAUCCUAAUCCCGUCUUCCGUCCCAACAGCGAGUGGUUGAGUCCCUGGAGGGGAGCGGCGGUGGUAGGUGUCGUGUAUGGGGUUCCUGAGCUGACGUGGCUCAGAUUGGGAGAGGGGCAAUUCGUGCUUCCCGCGGCUGCGGCUUGCAGCCAUCUAGUGCUAUCUUCCUAUUAGUUAUUCAACCUGAUUCGAAAAUUAAGAAAUUAAGGAAAACUGCUGAGGUCCAACUAAGUAUACAUGAAAUGACUUUGAGGAGUGACCUCACUGGAAUGGAAAUCUCACCAUCUUCUUAGUUGUUGCUGUGGGAAUGUGAUUUAAGUUCCAGAAAAUGCUUAGCCGAUUAUCAGGAUUAGCAAAUGUUGUUUUGCAUGAAUUAUCAGGAGAUGACACUGAUCAAAGUAUGACAGAUCCCUUAAGCCCUGAAUUAGCCCAGGGAUCAGACAUGGAACUUCAUAAUACAACGCAAGAGGAUGUUGCGGAGCGCCUGGCUUAUACAGAGAAGUUGGUGGUGGAACUAAAAGAUAUUAUUAGACAGAAGGAUGUUGAGCUACAGCAAAAAGAUGAAGUUUUACAGGAAGAAAGAAAAGCUGCUGAUAACAAAAUAAAAAAAAUAAAACUUCAUGCAAAGGCCAAAUUAACUUCUUUGAAUAAACACAUUGAAGAAAUGAAGGCUCAAGGAGGGACUGCUCUGCCUACAGAACCUGAAUCGGAGGAGUCAUUCUCCAAGCAUGGCAAGAGUUUUACAGAAGAAGAAUUGGAAGUAGAAAAGAUAAAACAUGAGCUCCAGGAGAAGGAGAAACUAAUUAGCAGUUUGCAAGCCCAGCUUACCCAGGCUCAGGCAGAACAAGCUGCACAGUUUGAUAAGAGUUCUGCAGAGAUGGAAGAGUUUGUAAUGAUGAAGCAACAGCUCCAGGAGAAGGAGGAGCUCAUUAGCACUCUGCAAUCCCAGCUCAGCCAAACACAGGCAGAGCAAGCUGCACAGUUGAGUUCCAUGCAGCAGGUGGUCCGGGAGAAAGAUGCCCGCUUUGAGACACAAGUUCGUCUUCAUGAAGAUGAGCUUCUUCAGUUAGUAACCCAGGCAGAUGUGGAAACAGAGAUGCAACAGAAACUGAGGGUGCUGCAGAGGAAGCUUGAAGAACAUGAAGAGGCCUUGUUAGGCCGUGCUCAGGUGGUAGACUUGCUGCAGCAGGAGCUGACUGCUGCUGAACAGAGAAACCAGAGUCUCUCUCAGCAGCUACAGCAGAUGGAAGUUGAGCAUAAUACUUUAAAGAAUACUAUAGAAAUGGAAAGACAGGAAUCUAAGACACUGAUAGAAAAGAUGGAACUUGACGUAGCAGAAAGAAAAUUAUCCUUCCAUAACCUUCAGGAAGAGAUGAAUCACCUUUUGGGACAGUUUGAGCAAGCACGCCAAGCACAGGCUGAGCUGGAGACUCGAUACAGUGCUUUGGAGCAGAAGCACAAAUCAGAAAUGGAAGAGAAGACCUGUCACAUUUUGAGUCUCCAGAAGGCUGAACAAGAGCUGCAGUCUGCCUGUGAUGCUCUUAAGGAUGAAAAUGCAAGACUUCUCCAAGAUAAGAAUGAACAGGCAGUUCAGUCAGCCCAAGCCAUUCAACAGCUGGAAGAUCAACUCCAGCAAAAAUCCAGAGAAAUUAGCCAAUUUCUAAAUAAACCAGCCUUGCAAAAAUAUGAAAUAGCAUCUCAGACUUCUCUCCCAGAUGUUUGUAAUGAGGGCAUACAGGCAGUCACUGAGGAGAAUAUUGCCUCUUUGCAGAAGAGAGUAGUAGAGCCAGAGAUUGAAAAAGGAACUUUCCUCCUUAGUUCUGUAGAGUUGGAGAGACUGAGAGCUGUGAAUGAAAAGCUGUCUUCUCAGAUGACUUUCCUAGACGCUCCAAGUAGAACUCAGGAGGCAGAGAAUGAAGUCCAUGAGGUUGGUGUGGUUGAUAUUACUGAGCUCAGCAAGAGCAGCCCUCCUACUGAGGAAAGUGCACAAGAUGUCCCAGAGAACACAUUUUCUCAGAAACAUAAAGAAUUAUCAGUUUUAUUGGUGGAAAUGAAAGAAGCUCAAGAGGAAAUUGCUUUUCUUAAGUCGCAGCUCCAGGGCAAAAGGGCUGCAGGAGAUCAUGAGGUUCUUGACCAGAAAGAAAUGAAACAGACAGAGAAUGAGGGAGUACCACCAAUGAGCACACAAGUAUUGCGUGAAGGUACAGCACAAGAUUUUCCCCUAAUGCCAAAUCAAGAGAGCAGUGCUGUGGUAGUUGAAAAAGAGGAACAGGAGGGCGUUACACAUCAAAAUAGCUCAUCUGAGGAAACGGCCUUACAUGGCACUGGAAUGGAAUCAAAAUCAACAGAGCAGGAUGACGUCGAUAAAUCCUCUUCUGCUGCAGUGGAUGUUCGUCAGAGUCACCAGGAUGAGUUAGAAAGGCUAAAAAGUCAAAUUUUGGAGCUUGAGACAAGCUUUCAUAAAGCAGAAGAAACCUAUGGGAAAAAUUUAGAUGAGAAAGCUCAGGAAAUUAGCAACCUGGCCCAGCUGAUGGAGCAGUAUAAGAAGAAUGCCGAAGACACCAGCAGUGCAUUCACUGCUUUGUCCGAAGAAAGAGACCAGCUUCUUUCUCAGGUGAAAGAACUCAGUGCCUUAACAGAACUCAGGGCUCAGGUAACACAACUGGAAACCAACCUUGAGGAGACAGAGAGGCAAAGAAGAUUGGACUAUGAAAGCCACACGACUCAGCACAACUUGCUCACUGAACAGAUCCACAGCCUCAAUGUAGAAGCCAAGUCUAAAGACGUAAAAAUUGAAGCUCUCCAGAAGGAACUGGACGACGUGCAGCUUCAGUUCUCGGAGCAGAGCACCCUGAUAAAAAGCCUGCAAGGCCAGCUGCAGAAGAAGGAGAAGGAAGUGCUCGAGGGGGCAGAGCAUGUGCAGGGCAUCUCAGAGAAGAUGGAAGAACUUUCACAAACCCUUGCACAGAAGGACCUUGAAAUUGCAAAAAUGGAACAGCUCUUACUAGAGAAAAAAAGAGAUGUAGAAACCCUCCAACAGGCUAUCCAGGAGAAGGACCAGCAAGUGACAGAAAUCAGCUUCAGUAUGACAGAGAAAAUGGUUCAGCUUAAUGAGGAGAAGUUUUCUCUUGGUGUUGAAAUCAAGACUCUUAAAGAGCAGCUAAAUUUACUAUCCAGAGCUGAAGAAGCUAAAAAGGAGCAAGUGGAGGAAGAUAAUGAAGUUAUUUCAGGCCUUAAACAUAAUUAUGAGGAGUCGAGCCCAGCAGGACUAAUAAGUAAAGAUGAACUUCAGCGUGAAUUAGACCGUCUGAAGAAAGAAAGUGAACAGAGAAAGAGAAAGCUCCAGGCGGCUCUUAUUAACAGAAAGGAACUUCUACAAAGAGUCAGUACCUUAGAAGAGGAAUUAGCCAGAGUGAGAAAUGAAUCUAGGAAAGAGAUUGCACUCAGUGAGAGUGAGAAGAAGGAAAUGGAGGAUAAUAAAGAGAACAAAGAUGACUCAGAAACAUGUGUGACUUCUAAGUGCCAAGAAAUAGAAACUUCCUUGAAACAGACAAUAUCUGAAAAAGAAGUGGAACUAGAGAAGGUAAGGAAGGAUUUGGAAGAAAAGAUAGCAGCAGAAGAGCAGUUACAGGCAGUGGUCCAACAGAUGAAUCAGAGCUUGCAAGCUAAGACAAACCAGAUAGAAGUGUUGCAAGCAGAAAUCAUCGAAAACCAAGCAGUUAUCCAGAGGUUAGCCACAAGUACCAAGGACGUGGGUGAUGGCGACUCAGCAGCGUUGAUUAAAGAACCACCAGUAAGCAGUGCCCCUGGGGCAGGGAGUGGUGAACACUGGAAACCAGAAAUGGAGGAAAAGAUAUCAGACCUUGAAAAAGAGAAGGAACAACUUCAGAAGAAGCUUCAAGAAGCUCUAAAUUCCCGUAAGGUGAUUCUAAAAAAGGCCCAGGAGAAAGAAAGACAUCUUCGGGAAGAGCUAAAACAACAGAAAGAUGACUAUAAUCACUUGCAAGAACAGUUUGAUGAGCAAAGCAAAGCAAAUGAGAACAUUGGAGACCAGCUAAGACAACUCCAGACUCAAGUAAGAGAGGCCAUAGACAGAAAACUCCCAGACACUGACCACCUGGAACCGGGCUCUCCCACCCAAGGAUUGGGAGAACCUUUACUCCAAGCCACAGAGCAGCAUCCCACUCACUCUGUUUUAAAUUCUGACUCCUGCCCAGGCUGGCUGUCUCAACCUGGAAUUGCAAAUACCCCACAAGGCAGUAUUUCUGUUAUUGUUGAGAUCAAGGCCCAGCUGAAAGAAAUAGAAGCUGAGAAAGAGAAGUUGGCAUGGAAAGUUAGUUCAACAGCAAGUGAGCUUAUUAAAAAGUCAGAAGAAGUAUUUCAGUUACAACAGCACAUAAACGACCAGGGUUUAGAAAUCCAGAGUCUGAAGGCAGCAUCCCAUGAAGCUGAAGCCCAUGCAGAAAGCCUGAAGCAGAAACUGGAAAGCAGUCGGCUAGAAAUUCUUGGCCUAGAACACCUCAGAGCAUUACAGCCUGAACUAGAUGAACUGCAAACACUCCUAAGCCGAAGGGAAGAAGAAGUGAGGCACCUUUCUGAACAACUUAGCGAGAAAGAAGAAACCCUUACUAAAGUACGGACAGAGAUAGCAGAACAAGAGGAUUUAAUUAAGGUUCUGCAUACGCAGCUGGAAAUGCAAGCCAAAGAGCAUGAUGAGAGGAUAAAGCAGUUACGGGUGGAACUGUGUGAAAUGAAGCGGAAACCAGAAGAGACUGCAGAAGAAAGCAGAGCAAAGCAACAGGUACAGCGGAAACUGCAAGCUGCUCUUAUUUCUCGAAAAGAAGCACUCAAAGAAAACAAAAGUCUCCAAGAGGAGCUGUCUUCAGCCAGAGAUACCAUUGAACACCUCACCAAGUCUCUGGCAAAUGUGGAAAACCAAGUUUCUGUUCAAAAUAAAGAAAAAGAUAGCUUCUUAGGAAGAUUAGCACUUCUUCAAGAAGAAAGAGACAAACUCAUUGCAGAAGUGGACAGGUCUUUACUGGAAAAUCAGAGUCUCACUAGCUCUUGUGAAAGUCUGAAACUAGCUCUAGAGGGUCUUACUGAAGAUAAGGAAAACUUAGUGAAGGAAAUUGAAUCUUUGAGAUGUUCUAAGAUUGCAGAAAGCUCCCAGUGGCAAGAGAAACACAAGGAAUUGCAAAAAGAGUAUGAAGUCCUCCUGCAGUCCUAUGAGAAUGUCAGUGAUGAAGCAGAAAGAAUUCAGCACGUGGUGGAAACAGUGAGGCAAGAGAAGCAAGAAUUGUAUGGCAAGUUAAAAAAUACAGAGGCAAACAAGAAAGAGACAGAAAAGCAGUUGCAGGAAGCUGAACAGGAGAUGGAGGAAAUGAAAGAAAAGAUGAGAAAGUUUGCUAAAUCUAAGCAACAGAAAAUCCUAGAGCUGGAAGAGGAGAAUGACCGCCUUAGAGCGGAGGCACACCCUGCAGGAGGAACAACCAAAGAAUGCAUGGAAGAACUUCUUUCUUCCAAUUCCAGCAUGAAGGAGGAACUAGAAAGGGUCAAGACGGAGUACAAAACCCUUUCUAAGGAGUUCGAGGCUUUAAUGGCCGAGAAAGACAUUCUAAAUGGAGAAGUUCAAGAUUUGAAGCAUCAGGUAGAAGAUAAUGUCUCUAAGCAGGCCAGUCUAGAAGCCUCAGAGAAACCUGAUAACAAGAGAGAAGUCAUUGAAAAGGCAACACAGCCUGCACCAGGUGAGGUUCAAGUGCAAGACUCUCCAAGUGUGAGCACAAAGCCUGAAGAUGGCGAAGCUGUUGUAUCAGAGAACAAUGCUAAGCCUGACCUGAAUGAAAAUUUCAGCUCACAUGAUGAAAUCAAUAACUGCCUGCAGCAGCUCGAUCAGCUUAAAGACAAAGUUGCUGAAUUAGAAGAGGAGAAGCAGAAAGACAAAGAAUUGAGCCAGAUUUUGGAAAAUGAGAAAAAUGCCUUACUGAGUCAAAUAUCAACAAAGGAUCAUGAACUAAAGGUGCUUCAGGAAGAAGUAAGCAAAAUGAACCUGUUAAAUCAGCAAAUCCAAGAAGAACUCUCCAGAGUUACCAAACUAAAGGAAACAGCAGAAGAGGAGAAAGAUGAUUUAGAAGAGAGGCUUAUGAAUCAAUUAGCGGAACUUAAUGGAAGCAUUGGGAAUUAUUACCAGGAUGUGACAGAUGCCCAAAUAAAAAAUGAGCUACUGGAAUCUGAAAUGCAAAAUCUUAAAAAGUGUGUGAGUGAACUGGAAGAAGAAAAGCAGCAGUUAGUCAAGGAAAAAACUAAGGUGGAAUCAGAAAUACGAAAGGAAUAUUUGGAGAAAAUACAAGGUGCUCAGAAAGUACCUAGCAAUAAGAGCCAUGCAAAGGAACUUCAGGAGCUGUUAAAAGAAAAACAGCAGGAGGUAAAGCAGCUACAAAAGGACUGCAUCAGGUAUCAGGAAAAGAUUAGUGCUCUAGAGAAAACUGUUAAGGCUCUCGAAUUUGUUCAGACCGAAUCUCAGAAGGAUUUAGAAGUAACCAAAGAAAAUCUGACUCAAGCAGUGGAACACCGCAAAAAGGCAGAAGCAGAGUUAGCUAGCUUCAAAGUCCUGCUAGAUGAUACUCAGAGUGAAGCAGCAAGAGUGCUGGCCGACAAUCUCAAGUUGAAAAAGGAACUUCAGUCAAAUAAAGAAUCAGUUAAAAGCCAAAUGAAACAAAAGGAUGAAGAUCUUGAGCGGAGACUGGAGCAAGCAGAAGAGAAACACCUGAAAGAGAAGAAGAACAUGCAAGAGAAACUGGAUGCUUUGCAUGGAGAUAAAAUCCACUUGGAAGAGAUAAUUGAAGAAAUUCAGGUCACUCUGAUCAAGAAGGACAAUGAAGUGAAGCACCUGAAGGAAAACUUAGACAGUACCGUGGCUCAGCUUGCCGCUUUCAUGAAGAGCAUGUCUUCCCUGCAGGAUGAUCGGGACAGGGUAAUAGAUGAAGCCAAGAAAUGGGAGAGGAAGUUCAGUGAUGCCAUUCAGGCCAAAGAAGAAGAGAUUAGACUCAAAGAAGAGAACUGCAGUGUUCUAAAGGAUCAGCUUAGACAGACAUCCAUCCAUAUGGAAGAAUUGAAGAUCAACAUUUCCAGACUUGAACAUGACAAGCAGACUUGGGAGUCCAAGGCCCAGACAGAGAUCCAGCAUCAACAGAAAGUCUGCUAUUCUGUACAGGGGGAAAACAAAGAACUUUUGUCUCAGCUAGAAGAAACUCGACACCUGUACCAUAAUUCUCAGAAUGAAUUGGCUAAGUUGGAAUCAGAACUUAAGAGUCUCAGAGACCAAUCAUCUAAUUUAAAUAACUCUUUAGAAGAAUGUAAGCAAGAAAAAGAAAAUUUGGUAGGGAUAAUAAAGCAGCAGGAAGCUGAUAUCCAGAAUUGUAAGUUCAGUUAUGAGCAACUAGAGACUGAUCUUCAGGCCUCUAGAGAACUGACCAGUAGGUUACAUGAAGAAAUAAAUAUGAAAGAGCAGAAGAUUAUAAGCCUGCUCUCUAGUAAGGAAGAGGCAAUCCAAGUAGCUGUAGCUGAACUACAUCAGCAACAUAAUAAAGAAAUUAAAGAACUAGAAAACCUACUGUCCCAAGAGGAGAAUAUUGUCUUAGAAAAAGAAAAUAAAAAAGCCGGUCACAAAACCAGUCAGCUUAUGGAAACACUGAAAACCAUCAAAAAGGAAAACAUUCAGCAGAAGGCUCAGUUGGAUUCUUUUGUUAAAUCCAUGUCUUCUCUCCAGAAUGACCGAGACCGCAUAGUAAGUGACUAUCAACAGCUGGAAGAGCGACACCUGUCUAUAAUAUUGGAAAAAGACCAACUCAUCCAAGAUGCUGCCACUGAGAAUAAUAAGCUCAAGGAAGAAAUUCGAGGCUUGAGAAGUCGUAUGGAUGAUCUCAAUUCUGAGAAUGCUAAGCUGGAUGCAGAACUGAUCCAAUAUAGGGAAGACCUGAACCAGGUGAUAUCAAUAAAAGACUCUCAGCAAAAGCAACUCCUUGAAGCCCAACUGCAGCAAAAUAAGGAGCUGAAAAAUGAAUGUGCUAAAUUAGAAGAAAAGCUGAAGGAGUCUGAGCAAGCAAAAGAGGAUCUAAAGAGGUCCUCUGUUGCCCUGCAAGAGGAGAAACAAGGUUUAUCUAAGGAGAUUGAGAACUUGAAAGUAUCGAUAGCCCAACUAAAGGGCCAAAUGACAGCCUUACAAGAAGAGGGUACUUUAGGUAUUUAUCACGCCCAGUUAAAAGUAAAAGAAGAAGAGGUUCAGAGGUUAAGUACAGCACUUUCCUCCUCUCAGAAGAGAAUUGCAGAACUAGAAAAGGAAUUGGUUUAUGUUCAGAAGGAAGCUACAAGGAAGGUAGGUGAGAUUGAAGAUAAACUGAAGAAGGAAUUAAAGCAUCUUCAUCAUGAUGCAGGGAUAAUGCGAAAUGAAACCGAAACAGCGGAAGAGAGGGUGGCAGAGCUGGCGAGAGAUCUGGUGGAGAUGGAACAGAAAUUACUCGCGGUCACCAAAGAAAAUAAAGAUCUUACCGCACAAAUUCAGUCUUUUGGAAGGUCUAUGAGUUCCUUGCAGGAUAGUAGGGAUCAUGCCAAUGAGGAGCUUGAUGAACUGAGAAGGAAAUACCAUGCCAGUCUGAAGGAGCUGGCCCAGCUGAGAGAACAGAAGGGGCCCGGAAACAGAGACAGCAGUGUUCUUGCACAAGCCACCUUUGCAGUGAACACCUCUGAGGACCCCAGCUUGUCCCGCCUUGAGAAACUGAACCAGCAGCUCAUAUCCAAAGAUGAGCAACUGCUGCACUUGUCUGCACAAUUAGAAGAUUCUUACAACCAAGUGCAGUCCUUUUCCAAGGCUAUGGGCAGUCUACAGAAUGAGAGAGAUCACCUGUGGAAUGAGCUGGAGAAAUUCCGAAAGUUAGAAGAGGGAAAGCAGAGAUCUGCCGCCCAGCCAGCCUCCAGCCCAGCCGAAGUACAGAGUUUGAAGAAAGCAAUGUCUUCACUCCAGAAUGACAGGGACCGACUACUGAAGGAACUGAAGAAUCUGCAGCAGCAAUAUUUACAGAUUAAUCAAGAGGUCACGGAGUUACGUCCUCUGAAGGCUGAACUUCAGGAGUAUCAAGAUAAGACAAAAACGUUUCAGAUUGUGCAAGAAGAACUCAGGCAAGAAAACCUCUCCUGGCAACAUGAGCUACAUCAGCUCAGGAUGGAGAAGAGUUCCUGGGAAGUGCACGAGAGGAGAAUGAAAGAACAGUACCUUAUGGCUAUCUCAGAUAAAGAUCAGCAGCUCAGCCACCUGCAGAAUCUUAUGAGGGAAUUGAGGUCUUCCUCCUCCCAGCCUCAGCCCUUCAAAGCACAGUACCAAAGACAGGCAUCCCCAGAGACAUCAGUUUCUGUAGAUGGAUCAGAAAACCUAAUUUAUGAGACAGAACUUCUCAGGACCCAGCUCAAUGAGAGCCUAAAGGAAAUUCACCAAAAGGAACUAAGAAUUCAGCAACUGAACAGUAAGUUCUCUCAGCUGCUGGAAGAGAAAAAUACCCUCUCUAUUCAGCUCAGUGAUACCAGCCAGAGUCUUCGUGAAAGCCAGCAGCACUCCAGCGACCUCUUCAAUCACUGCGCAGUCUUGGAGAAGCAGGUUCAAGAGCUGCAGGUGGGGCCACUAAACGUAGAUGUUGCUCCCGGAGCCCCCCAGGAAAAGAAUGGAGUUCACAGAAAGAGUGAUCCUGAGGAGACGAGGGAGCCACAGCGAAGUUUCUCUGGAGCCCAGCAGCAGCUGUGCAACACUAAACAGGAAGUGGCUGAGUUAAGGAAGCUGCUGGAAGAAGAACGAGACCAAAGAAUAGCUGCUGAGAAUGCCCUGUCCUUGGCUGAGGAGCAGAUUAGGCGGUUGGAGCAUGGCGAGUGGGACUCUGCCCGGGCGCCUAUCAUUGGCUCCUGCGGCACUCAGGAGCAGUCACUGUUAAUAGACCUGACAGGCAGCAGCUGUCGCAGGACCCGGAGUGGUGCUGGAUGGAAGAGGGUCCUGAGGUCACUCUGUCAUUCCCGGACCCGAGUGCCACUGCUGGCCACCAUCUACUUUCUGAUGGUUCACGUCCUGCUCAUUCUGUGUUUUACAGGCCAUCUGUAAACGUAGUUUUCACUUUUUGGACUCUACCCCCCUUGAACUCGGAAUUCCCCCUCUCUAACAUCAGAACUGUCGAUUCCAGCGGAACAGUCUUCCCAUUUACAGGUCAUGUCUCCCGCUCUCCACAGAAAGUGCCUGCAGAAACAGAGGUGGCUAUGAGGGUAAUUGGAGCUGCAGAGCCUGGCGUGUCUGCUUUCCUCUGCUGCCCAGGGCCCAUACAGGUCUGCGUGUUCCAAGAAGCAUCAUGGCUUGUUGAGCCCAGUUUUUGUUCUGAUUUUGCUAGUCUCUUUGGUCCUAUAAGAUACUGAGACGUGUCUUUCAGCCAUGCCAGUAGGAUGAUUCCAAUAAACCUAAUAAUCUGAAGCCCCUUACCAUUUUGAUUGAUAAGUUUCUUUGCCUCAUUUGCCUUGGUUUUCUCCUGCUUCAGAGGGAGGAUGAACAUGAAUACCACUUCGUAGGACAGGUGAUUAGGUCUUUGUAGUGUAGAAUGGGAGUGAAAGAACUUCUCCAGGUUUUUAGCUGUUGCAUCAGAGGGGAGAACAACAUCUUCUGUAACUGUCCUGACACCACUGGAGCGAGUUUGUGGUGCUGGGCUUUAAGGACAGGACUCCUCCAUAGCUUAUGCUGUUGAUUGCAUAUGAAGUAAGGUAUAAGUAACCCAUGCCUUUCCUCUGAAAGGCAGGAAGAACUGGCUUUGGACAACAAGGUUCAGAUUCUUACCAUUCCUGUUGUCUGGAUAUACCUCAAAUGUAGCACAGUGCCAGGGGCCUGCCGACUCAAGUCCAAGGUGAAGUGUUGACUCCAGCCAGGAGUGGGGCUGGUCUGAUGACCACACUGCAACCUCUGGCCUGAAGUACUAAGGCCCUGUGCUGCUGGCAGCAGUGACUCCAGUUUCUCAGCCCGGUGGUCAUGCCCUCUGCUACUGAGGAAAUGGAAGGAGCUUGGAAAGACAACGUACUGCAGUCCACACCUGAGAACACCAGCCAGGAGUGAACUCCAUCUGUGCCUGUUCUUCGCCUGCUCUCCCCUCCACCCCGCUCCUCCCAGGUGGUUGUUUUCUCAUUACCUACAUGAUGCACUCCCUGCCUGUUCUUCCUGCCCAGGGAGAAGACUAGGGCUCACUGGUCUAUCAGUCUUGUUCUGUAGGGACUACACUUUGGUCACAGCAUUCCUAGAACUUUCCUGAACAACUGUAAGUUAAUAAAAUUAUUUUCAGAAUGA
Chinchilla lanigera (long-tailed chinchilla) is the source of this 12366-nucleotide messenger RNA. RefSeq names its product golgin B1 (gene Golgb1). Lineage: Eukaryota; Metazoa; Chordata; Mammalia; Rodentia; Chinchillidae. Gene Ontology annotation, cellular component: cis-Golgi network; endoplasmic reticulum-Golgi intermediate compartment; Golgi apparatus. The record is from RefSeq and is a predicted model, not a curated record. Bases 1342 to 11148 code for a protein of 3268 amino acids. The transcript is spliced from 23 exons.